This is a messenger RNA of Canis lupus familiaris (dog), 3727 nucleotides long. It is a transcript of the gene SCUBE2, whose product is annotated as signal peptide, CUB domain and EGF like domain containing 2. The record is from RefSeq and is a predicted model, not a curated record. The coding region runs from base 44 to 3133 and encodes 1029 amino acids. Gene Ontology annotation, cellular component: cell surface. Lineage: Eukaryota; Metazoa; Chordata; Mammalia; Carnivora; Canidae. Gene Ontology annotation, biological process: signal transduction. Gene Ontology annotation, molecular function: calcium ion binding. The transcript is spliced from 23 exons.
GCCGCCUCGCUCGCCGCCUCCGCCCGCAGCCGCUGCGCCAUCCAUGGGGGCCGUGGGCCGCGGCUGCCCCGGGACGGCCUGGGCGCUGCUGCUGCUGCUGGGGCUGCUGCUGCUGCUGCCGCCGCCGCCGCCGACCGCCGCCGUCCCGCGCCGCCCCGGCCGCGCCCCGGGGCCGCCGGAGGAUGUGGACGAGUGUGCCCAAGGACUAGAUGACUGUCACACCAAUGCCAUCUGUCAGAAUACACUCACCUCCUACAAGUGCUCCUGCAAGCCUGGCUACCAAGGGGAGGGCAGGCAGUGUGAGGAUAUUGAUGAAUGUGAAAAUGAACUCAACGGAGGCUGUGUCCAUGACUGUUUGAAUAUUCCAGGCAAUUAUCGCUGUACUUGUUUUGAUGGCUUCAUGUUGGCUCAUGAUGGUCAUAAUUGUCUUGAUGUGGACGAGUGCCUGGAGAACAAUGGUGGCUGCCAGCACACCUGUGUAAACGUCAUGGGGAGCUACGAGUGCCGCUGCAAGGAGGGAUUUUUCCUGAGUGACAAUCAGCACACAUGCAUUCACCGCUUGGAAGAGGGUCUGAGCUGCAUGAAUCAGAAUCAUGGCUGUAGUCACAUCUGCAAGGAGGCCCCGAGGGGCAGCGUCGCCUGCGAGUGCAGGCCUGGCUUCGAGCUGGCCAAGAACCAGAGAGACUGCAUCUUGACCUGUAACCAUGGAAACGGUGGGUGCCAGCACUCCUGUGAGGACACUGCUGAUGGCCCCGAGUGUAGCUGCCACCCACAGUACAAGAUGCAUGCAGAUGGGAGGAGCUGCCUUGAGCGAGAGGAUGCUGUCCCGGAGGUGACGGAGAGCAAUGCCACAUCAGUGGUGGAUGGCGAUAAACGGGUGAAGCGGCGGCUGCUCAUGGAAACCUGUGCUGUCAACAAUGGAGGCUGCGAUCGCACCUGUAAGGAUACUUCAACAGGUGUUCACUGCAGCUGUCCUGUUGGAUUUACUCUCCAGCUGGACGGGAAGACCUGUAAAGAUAUUGAUGAAUGCCAGACCCAUAAUGGAGGUUGUGAUCAUUUCUGCAAAAACACUGUGGGUAGCUUUGACUGCAGCUGCAAAAAAGGAUUUAAAUUAUUAACAGAUGAGAAGUCUUGCCAAGAUGUGGAUGAAUGCUCUUUGGAUAGGACCUGUGACCAUAGCUGCAUCAACCACCCUGGCACAUUCACAUGUACUUGCAACAAAGGGUAUACCCUCUAUGGCUUUACCCACUGUGGAGACACCAACGAGUGCAGCGUCAACAAUGGGGGAUGUCAGCAGGUCUGUGUGAACACGGUGGGCAGCUACGAAUGCCGAUGCCACUCAGCAUACAAGCUCCACUGGAAUAAAAAAGACUGUGUGGAAGUGAAGGGGGUCCUGCCCACUAGCAUGUCACCCCAUGUGUCCCUGCAUUGCGGUAAGAGUGGCGGAGGAGACAGGUGCUUCCUCAGAUGUCACUCUGGCAUUCACCUCUCUUCAGGACUGCAAGAGACCUACUCAGUCACCUGCGGCUCUUCCUCUACUCUCAGGAGCAAACAGCAAAAAUCAAAUGAUUCUGCUUUUGGGGAUGUCACGACCAUCAGGACAAGUGUAACCUUUAAAGUAAAUGAAGGCAAGUGUAGUUUGAAAAAGGCUGAGCUGUUUCCCGAGGGUCUGCGACCAGCACUACCAGAGAAGCACAGCUCAGUAAAAGAGAGCUUCCGCUACGCAAACCUUACAUGCAGCUUCAGCAAGCAAGUCCCGGGAGCCCCUGGCCGCCCAAGCACCACUAAGGAAAUGUUUAUCACUGUUGAGUUUGAACUUGAAAUUAACCAAAAGGAGGUGACAGCUUCUUGUGACCUGAGUUGCACCAUAAAGCGGACAGAGAAGCGGCUCCGGAAAGCUAUCCGUGUGCUCCGGAAGGCAGCCAACAGGGAGCACUUUCACCUCCAGCUCUCAGGCAUGGAACUUGAAGGGGCAAACAAGUCUCCCAGAACAUCUGAACACCAACUAGAGUCCUGUGGAGUGGGCCAGAGCCACGCAGGAAACCAAUGUGUCAGUUGCAGGGCUGGGACAUAUUAUGAUGGAGUGCAAGAACGCUGCAUGUGUCCAAAUGGAACCUUCCAAAAUGAGGAAGGACAAAUCACAUGCGAACCUUGCCCAAGAUCAGAAAAUCCUGGAGCCCUGAAGACUCCAGAAGCUUGGAAUGUAUCGGAAUGUGGAGGUCUUUGCCAACCUGGUGAAUAUUCUGCAGAUGGUUUUGCACCCUGCCAGCUCUGCGCCCUGGGCACAUUCCAGCCUGAGGCUGGCCGUACUUCCUGCUUCCCCUGUGGAGGAGGGCUCCCCACCAAACACCUGGGAGCCACUUCCUUCCAGGACUGUGAGACCAGAGUUCAAUGUUCACCUGGACAUUUCUACAACACCACCACUCACCGAUGUAUCCGUUGCCCAGCAGGAACAUAUCAGCCUGAAUUUGGAAAAAAUAACUGUGUUUCUUGCCCAGGAAAUACUACCACUGACUUUGAUGGCUCCACAAACAUAACCCAGUGUAAAGACAGAAGAUGUGGAGGAGAGCUGGGAGAUUUUACCGGAUACAUUGAAUCCCCAAACUACCCAGGCAAUUACCCAGCCAACACCGAGUGUACAUGGACCAUCAACCCACCACCCAAGCGCCGAAUCUUGAUCGUGGUCCCUGAGAUCUUCCUGCCCAUAGAAGAUGACUGUGGAGACUACCUGGUGAUGCGGAAAACCUCUUCAUCUAAUUCUGUGACAACAUAUGAAACCUGCCAGACCUACGAACGCCCCAUCGCCUUCACCUCCAGAUCAAAGAAGCUGUGGAUUCAGUUUAAGUCCAAUGAAGGGAACAGUGCCAGAGGCUUCCAGGUCCCUUAUGUGACUUAUGAUGAGGAUUACCAGGAACUCAUUGAAGACAUAGUUCGAGAUGGCAGGCUCUAUGCAUCUGAGAACCAUCAGGAAAUACUAAAGGAUAAGAAGCUGAUCAAGGCCCUGUUUGACGUCCUGGCCCACCCCCAGAACUAUUUCAAGUACACAGCCCAGGAAUCCCGGGAGAUGUUUCCAAGGUCCUUCAUCCGAUUGCUCCGUUCCAAAGUGUCCAGGUUCUUGAGGCCUUACAAAUGAGCCCACCCCCAUGCCACUUAGUGCCACGUUCCACCCCAGUGCUGCAGGGACGCAGCCGUCUGCCUCUGCGGCCAACAUGGUUGGAUAUUGCUGUCUCUGGGAGCAGUGGCCCACUAGAGUUCAACUUUUAUAGAUAAUACAGAUAUUUUGGUAAAUUGAACUUGGUUUUUCUUUCCCAGCAUUGUAGACGUGGACUGAGAAUGGCGGUGAGUUCCACUGCAUCUCACUGCUGGGGGCAGAUGUCUUGGAUGCGUCAAGGGCUGGCUGAGCUGGACUUUAGUCAGCUCAGGUGAGACUCACCUGUCCUUCCUGGUUCUCACUCCUCCUCACGGUGGAAUGGAGGCCACAGAAGGGGCUGUCUUGUCUGAAAUUUCAGUUUCCUCCUGCCCAGCUCCCAGCCCCAAAGGAGCCCUCUGUACCCAGGCUGUGACCGGGCAGAGCUGGAAAGGAGGGAGGGAGGAGGGUGCGGAGGGCGAGCCCCCGGAAACCUGGGAGGAUUCCAUUGCCCCAUAGCCUCCUCCAGCCUAUGUGACCUAAGUCUGAUUCCAGGAGCUUGGGUUCUAAGCAGCGAUCAUUUAAAAAAAAAAAAAAAAA